AAAAAAAAAAAAAAAAAAAAGAGAGAAAAAAAGACAAAAGAGAGAAAACCAGUUUGGAGCGUUGGUUAAAGGCUUUUCUCCUUUCAAUUGAGAUCAACCUCAACAACACCAACUGUUCGAAUCCAACAAGCUACCCCUAAAUCCACGUCCAAUCUCACCGACCCAUCUCCUUUCUAUAGCAUUCUUCACCGAUCCACACUACCUAGGUGAUUCUGGCGAAGUGGACGUAAAUUUGCAUGCACUCCCGUGGAUAGCAUAGGAUACACACACAUAUACAUACAUACGUGAGGUGUGAGAGUUAAGGUUUGGUGAUCCAUGACGAUGAAGAGGCUGGCGAGAGUGAAGAGGGAUGCGAUUGCAGCAUGCAUGACUUGCCCGCUUUGCAACAAGUUCCUCAAGGAGGCCACUGCCAUUUCUCUUUGCCUUCAUACGUUUUGCAGGAAGUGCAUUUAUGAUAAAAUUACAGAUGAAGAAUUGGAAAAUUGUCCAGUAUGCAACAUUGAUUUGGGCAUUGUUCCGCUGGAGAAAAUGAGGCCAGAUAACAGUUUGCAAGAUUUAAGGAACAAAAUUUUCCCUUUCAAUAAAAGAAAGCAGAAGGCACCUGUAGCCAUCCCUUCAGUACUAUUACCAGCUAGAAGAAAGGAAAGAUCACUUUCAUCUUUGGUUGUCAGCACUCCAAGGGUAUCUACACAAUCAACCAUGACAGGAAGAAGAACAAAACCUACAAGAAAGGCACUAGGCCUGCAGGGCUCUGGUUUCUCUGUUGAAAAGCUCAUUAAAAAAGAAGAGGAAUUACUGGAAGAUCGCCAAGAUAGUUCAUGCUCACCUGACACUUCAAACAAGUCUGCAAAGAGUGCGGGACAGAGUUUGUCACCUUGUAAAAAUAGUCAAUCCAUAUGCAAUAGAGGACUGCAGAAUGGUGCUGAAACACAGGAAGCAAAAUGGGAUCUUUGGAAAACUUUGAAUUAUUUAGCAGAGGCUGCAAGUAGGAGUAAGUCUUUCAAGUCUAAUGUGCAAUCGUCUAAUGCUAAACCAGAAUCCGUGAAAGUAAAUGACAGCGAUAAUAAAGUGCUGAAAUCCAAACUUGAGGAAAAUAAGCGCAAGGCAAAAGUUGAAGAUGAAAAGAUUAGCACUGAUCAUGUCUCUCCAGAUACAGCAAAACCCAACAAACUGCGAAGAGUUCGCCCAAAAAAGGAACCUGUUUUUGGAGAAUCUAGAAUAUCCCCUCAGGCUGUUCUGGAUGCUAAUGACAGUAACCUUUUAUGGAAUGACUCAAUUUGGUUCUCCUUAGCAGCUUCUGAAAACCAGGAAGGAGAUGCACCUUUACCCCAAAUUCCUUCAAGUUAUGUAAGAAUAAAGGACGGAAGCAUACCUGUCUCAUUUAUCCAAAAGUUGUUAAUGAAGAAACUGGGCCUGAAAAGUGAGGACGAGGUAGAGAUCAAAUGCAUGGGACAUCCUGUGCUUCCUUCACUACAGGUACAGAAUUUAGUUGAAUUGUGGCUUGAUACGGCAUCUACAGGCCACAGAAUUCCUGCAACCAUAGGAUCCUCAGGGAAAGAUUUUGUGAUGAUCCUAACCUAUGGUCGGAAGGUCCAACAACCUUGAUCAUGAGUUGCCAAUAGCUACACUACUAUGUAGCAGGAUAAUAGGCUGAAUAAUUAUGAGGAAUCUCCUCUCCUUGUAGAAUGAUAAAUUUGGAGUAGCAGAGGAUGAUGUUGAGUUAGUUAUGGUAGUGAUUGAUUUUUAGAGAGCAUGCCUUUUCAUUUGCACACUGGCUGCCACAGAUGGUUUCUUGGAUAUUUGCUACAAAAUCACAUUAUAUCUUCCUGUUAAAGCAAAAAGCAGUUAUUUGUUUUA
This is a messenger RNA of Vigna radiata var. radiata (mung bean), 1857 nucleotides long. Its product is annotated as E3 ubiquitin protein ligase DRIP2. Lineage: Eukaryota; Viridiplantae; Streptophyta; Magnoliopsida; Fabales; Fabaceae. Gene Ontology annotation, molecular function: ubiquitin-protein transferase activity. The record is from RefSeq and is a predicted model, not a curated record. Bases 316 to 1605 code for a protein of 429 amino acids. The transcript has 8 exons.